UUGGCGAAGACAGUUGCUCUGGAAGGAAAUAUGCCUGCUAAUGAUACAUGUGCUGGGCCAGAUGGAUAUAAGACAGAUUUUCGAUAUUUUAUCUAUGCAGUGACAUAUACUGUAAUUCUUGUACCAGGUCUCAUAGGAAACAUAUUAGCCUUAUGGGUAUUUUAUGGCUAUAUGAAAGAAACCAAACGGGCUGUGAUAUUCAUGAUAAACUUAGCCAUUGCUGACUUACUACAAGUUCUCUCCCUGCCACUGAGGAUCUUUUACUACUUGAAUUAUGACUGGCCAUUUGGGCCUGGCCUCUGCAUGUUCUGUUUCUACCUGAAGUAUGUCAACAUGUACGCAAGCAUCUACUUCUUGGUCUGCAUAAGUGUGCGACGAUUUUGGUUUCUCAUGUACCCCUUUCGCUUCCAUGACUGCAAACAGAAAUAUGACCUAUACAUCAGCAUUGCUGGCUGGUUGAUCAUCUGCCUUGCCUGUCUGCUCUUUCCUCUCCUCAGAACCAGUGAGGACACUUCAGGCAACAGAACCAAAUGCUUUGUGGAUCUUCCUACCAGGAAUGUCAAUCUGGCUCACUCUGUUGCCAUGAUGACCAUUGGCGAGUUGAUUGGGUUUGUCACUCCUCUUCUGAUUGUCCUGUAUUGUACCUGGAAGACAGUUUUAUCACUGCAUGAUAAAUAUCCUGUGGCCCAGGAUCUUGGGGAGAAAAAAAAAGCCUUGAAGAUGAUUCUAACCUGUGCAGGAGUAUUCCUAAUUUGCUUUGCACCUUAUCACUUCAGUUUUCCUUUAGAUUUCCUGGUCAAGUCCAACAAAAUUCAAAGCUGCUUAGCCAGAAGGGUGAUUCUAAUAUUUCAUUCUGUUGCCCUCUGUCUUGCUAGUCUGAAUUCCUGUCUUGACCCAGUCAUAUACUACUUCACCACUAAUGAGUUCAGAAGACGACUUUCAAGACAAGAUAGCAUCCAACUCCAUGCAAAAUCCUUUGUAAGCAACCAUACCACUUCUACUCUGAAAACUGAAUUAUGCUAAAUUAAAACAAAACCUGAAUGUGGUCUGAAAAUGCAAG
Molecule: messenger RNA, 1060 nt
Organism: Odobenus rosmarus divergens (Pacific walrus)
Lineage: Eukaryota; Metazoa; Chordata; Mammalia; Carnivora; Odobenidae
Gene: GPR174
Product: probable G-protein coupled receptor 174-like
Exons: 1
Coding region: 31-1023 (330 amino acids)
Biological process (GO): phospholipase C-activating G protein-coupled receptor signaling pathway; positive regulation of Rho protein signal transduction
Cellular component (GO): membrane
Molecular function (GO): G protein-coupled receptor activity
Source: RefSeq, a predicted model, not a curated record